AUGACUAUCCCAUUAUACGACCAGCUGCUAAGUCAUCAGGCUGUAAAUGAGGCCUUUGUCCUCUAUCCCGGAGGCUCCUUCGGCUAUGAAAAACGGGAUAUACCAACUCUACAGGCAGAACGCGAUGUGCUCGUUCGCGUGGUAGCGACUGGACUCUGUGGAUCAGAUGUACACUACUGGCAACAUGGACGGAUCGGACGAUAUGUCGUCGAGGACCCCAUUGUCCUUGGUCAUGAGUCUUCAGGCAUUGUAGUGCAAUGUGGAAGCCAAUCGGGAUUGACGGUGGGCGAUCGCGUCGUGCUCGAACCAGGUAUCGCCUGCAACACUUGCCAUUUUUGCCGCGCCGGUCGCUACAACCUCUGCCGGGAAAUGCGCUUCGCAGCAACUCCGCCAUACAACGGCACUCUGGCGACGUAUUACAGAGUACCCGCAGAAUGCUGCUACAAGCUGCCGUCACAUGUAUCGCUACGGGACGGGGCUUUGAUAGAACCUCUCAGUGUUGCUGUACAUAGUUGCCGACUGGCUGGCGAUAUGCAGGAAAAGUCAGUGGUUGUAUUUGGAGCAGGCCCGGUCGGGUUACUCUGUGCGGGUGUUGCGCGUGCCUUUGGAGCAUCGACGGUAGUCGUGGUGGACGUGGUAAUGAGUCGGCUCCAAUCUGCCGUGAAGUACGGCGCCACUCACACACACCAGGCAACCUCGGAGUCCGCAGAAGAAAAUGCUAUUGCCAUCUUGGGCACCGCGGGAUUGGGGCUAGGCGCAGACAUCGUUCUCGAUGCCACCGGUGCUGAACCUUGUAUGAACAGCGGCAUUCACGCAUUAGCACCUGGAGGAACGUUUGUGCAGGUGGGCUUGGGGCGCCCAAAUCCUUCCCUGCCGGUAGGCCAGAUCUGCGACAAAGAAAUUGUCUUCAAGGGCAGUUUCCGAUAUGGCCCAGGAGAUUAUAAGACCGCGAUCGGUCUUGUGAGCUCCCACCGCAUCAGGCUUGAAGGUCUCGUCACCCACGAAUUUUCUUUCUCCCAGGCGGAGGAGGCUUUCCAUAAUGUCGCCAGUCGCGCAGGAGUCAAAAGCGUCAUUUACGGACCAGGGGUAGACGAGCACGUGGCCAGAGCCACAUUAUCAUAG
Messenger RNA from Aspergillus nidulans FGSC A4, 1122 nucleotides. RefSeq names its product NAD(P)-dependent alcohol dehydrogenase. Gene Ontology annotation, molecular function: oxidoreductase activity; zinc ion binding; oxidoreductase activity, acting on the CH-OH group of donors, NAD or NADP as acceptor. Bases 1 to 1122 code for a protein of 373 amino acids. The record is from RefSeq and is a predicted model, not a curated record. NCBI's taxonomy places the organism in Eukaryota, Fungi, Ascomycota, Eurotiomycetes, Eurotiales, Aspergillaceae. The transcript is spliced from 3 exons.